AUGCGCUCCACCUCUGCUCUCACCGUUCUCGUCGCCCUUGCCGUUGGCAUGGACGCUUCGCCUACUGGUCUUAAGCGCGAGGAUGCUACUCCCGCUCUCCAGGCCCGUGAGCCUCAGUUCAGCCUGAACAUCCCGAACGGCAUCCCCGUCAGUGGUGCCUUCCGCAACGGCCUUACUGUCACGCCCAAGGUCGGCGGCGGGUCCAUCGUCACUGGCAACCAGAACAGCACCCUUUUCGGUCAGCUUAGCAGCCUCUUCCCCUUCGGCUUCAAGCGUGAUGGAGAUGUCGAAGCGAUUGUUGACGUCGAGGCGUCGCACACGCUCGAGGCUCGCGAGCCCCAGUUCUCGCUCAACAUUCCCAACUCGAUCCCGGUCUCCGGCGCUUUCCGCAACGGUCUUACCGUGACGCCCAAGCUUGGCGGCGGAUCAAUCGUCACGGGUAACCGCAACUCGACGCUGUUCGGACAGUUCGGCUUCAAGCGCGAGGACGGCGAGGAGGAUGUUGAGGCCACGCAGACCCUCGAGGCGCGCGAGCCCCAGUUCUCGCUCAAUAUUCCCAACUCCAUCCCUGUCUCAGGCGCAUUCCGCAACGGCUUGACCGUGACGCCCAAGGUCGGAGGAGGCUCCAUCGUCACCGGCAACCGCAACUCGACGCUGUUCGGACAGUUCGGCUUCAAGCGCGAGGACGGCGAGGAGGUUGAGGCGACGCAGACCCUCGAGGCGCGCGAGCCCCAGUUCUCACUGAACAUUCCCAACUCUAUUCCCGUCAGCGGCGCCUUCCGUAACGGUUUGACCGUCACGCCCAAGCUCGGUGGUGGCUCCAUCGUGACUGGCAACCGCAACUCGACCCUGCUCGGUCAGCUCAGCAGCUUCUUCCCCUUCGGCCUUAAGCGCGAUGAGGAUGGUGUCGAGCAGGUCAUCGAGCAGGAGAUCGAGCAGCUACCCACGCCCGCUCUCGCCGCUCGCGAGCCUCAGUUCUCGCUGAACAUCCCGAACAGCAUCCCUGUCUCCGGUGCCUUCCGUAACGGCCUUACCGUCACGCCCAAGCUUGGUGGUGGCAGCAUCAUCACGGGCAACCAGAACUCGACGCUGUUCGGCCAGCUCGGCUCGAUAUUCCCUUUCGGCCUCAAGCGCGAUGAGUAG
Molecule: messenger RNA, 1143 nt
Organism: Peniophora sp. CBMAI 1063
Lineage: Eukaryota; Fungi; Basidiomycota; Agaricomycetes; Russulales; Peniophoraceae
Source: the annotation of a GenBank genome assembly